CACAAGUCGGUUGCGCACGGUGAGCACCAUCAGUCUUUCAACGAAAGUCGAUGUGUUCACAAUACACACACUCGAUUUUGUGAUCGCCGCACAAUUUAUUCAUUCACGUCUCUAAAAUUACUAGUGUAUUUUUUGCAUUGCCCCGUAAAUUUCAUAUCAAUUAUUUCUUUAUUAUAUUAGUUUUUUUCUUCAUUCGUGUUUAUUGUGUCAUUUAUUAUUGGAUGUUGAAAUCGAAACAUUCUUCAAUUAGACUUGCGGUAUUAGAACAAAAGUAAAGUGAAUGGACUCGAAUUGUAAUUCUAAUGCCAGUGAAUAGAAGUGAAUUAUUUGUCAUUGGUUUUCUUGGUGUUUAUUUAUUUUUUCCUUCUUCUUCUUCCUUCGUUUGAGUCAUAAAAUGCCGUACAUGGUUUAGCCGCGCGCACCAUACAAAUGUCUAUUUACGCGCGAUGGUGUAAAUUUUUCUGAAAGCACACGUUUCAUCUGCGAAUAACAACAACAUUGCGAGAAAAAAAAACAACAACAAUUUUUGCUUGUGACGAACCAACAGAAUAAACGUACACGGAAAAAGAAGAAACGAAAAGAAGAGAAAAAACCAACACACAACACUCUAGCAAAUUUAUCGCGGCUUGACAUUUUCACAAGUGUGAAUGCGACGACGACAACGCCGACCAUAAAAAAAAACAGUUUAAACGACAACAACAACAGCAAGAGAGAAAAAAAUCCCAAAAAAACACUUGUUGGACUAAAUCAGGAACGAAAACAAAAAUAACAGUCCAUCUAAAAAUCGAGGGAAAAAACUCAAAUUUCACAAGCACAUGGAGUGCAAUUUAGCGAUCCCAUGACAUCACUCACACACUGCUUCAGUCACAGUGAACAACGAUUUACACAUUAAAUUCAACGAAAUAAUUUGGGAUUUUGCGUGUCUGUUUCUUUUUUUGCUCUCUCUGUCUACAUUGUUAUAAAUUUACCAUCGUAAAAAAAGGCCCAGUCUAAUGAAUCGAUGGGAAAAAAAUGUUUGAUUUCGAACGAAAUGUCCAUUAGUGCAAACGAACAAGUGAUUUAUCAACGGCUAAAGAAAUCAACACAAGAUUGAUUUGUGAAUGGAAAUUGAGCUGAGUGCAAAAGCAGCAAACGAGAAAAAAAGAAGAAGAAACAUCGUCGACUAAAAAUAAUUCAGCGAUAAGGCAGCCGAAUGAUAAACGUUUAGUGAAUUGAGAGGCUCUUGAAUCGAACAAAUAAUUCAUAGUUUUUCGAUUUGUGGUGUGCAUUUGUCUUGUUUCGGCUUCUGCCGUCGAUUUGUUUAGAUCGACCGAUAAAACUGAUCGAGCGAACAAAACAAACAUCAGUGAAGAGGUGAACAUCGAAUUCAUUGAAAAUUAUCAUAGCAUCGGUUUCGAGUGGCUGUAUCGGUCGAGUGCUCUCAUUUAAAAUGAAUGAAUAGUUUCAGAUCGUUUUUUUUUUCUCGGUCGGUUUUCAAUUUCAAUCGAUGUGUGUUUUUGACAGACAAAAAAACCGUUGUGUUUAGCAGCAAGAGCUGUGUCAUAUGCGAGCUUGUGUUGAUGUGCUCGAUAUCAAAUUACUAAGUAGUUGCACAGUGUGAGAGAUUUGAACAUUGACAACACAACGUAAAUAAAUGCAUGUGGUUUCAUUUGUAACUGUUGUGACUGACUCAUCUGCAAUAAUUCUGAACGUUUUUUUUUGAGCCGUGCCUUGCGCUUUGCUUGGCUGUUUUUUCACUCUUUCGAUAUUGUACAGUUCCAAUUCAACACUUUGCACGUCAAUUCGAAUUUCGAAUAAAGAACAACAACUGAGAUACUGGAAUUGGCGAGUAAAUGAAGCCAACGAUCAUCAUAUAAUUAUCGCGAAUCACUCAUGACUAAGUGGCGCUGCAUACAAUAAAUUCACAUACGACGACAUUUUCAUGACGAAUUCACAUUUGUACAAGCUAAAAACCAUAGCCACAGUUAGCAUCUCUCGUAUUAAGUUUCUUGUGUACGGGCGAACGCGCCUCAUAUUGAUGCUAUAAGUGUUCUGAUCUGAACCGUUCGAUAGAUUGACUUUUAUUUUACAGUUAACUCGAAGAAUUUUUCAUAAACAACAUAGGAAUUAUCGCUCUAUUUGUAGCGGCAACAACAACAACCACAACAGCGACUGAAUAAAACGAAGAAGCAAAGAAACAACAAAACCGAUUUCUUAUCUUGACAUUGUCAAUUGAGUUUUAAAUUUUGCAUGGAAAACGUGCAGUGAAUUGAAUUUUGAUACGAAAAAAAAAACAUUGGAAUUGUAUAAACUGAAGUGUUUUGCAUCCGAAUUGUGUUGUGAAGAAAAAGUUUGAACUCGUAAAACGUAUACGUUGAGAGAAAAAGAAAACAUAGUCCCAAAGAAUAAAUUGUGUGUCUGUGUGUGAAUUUAAAACGAUCAACGAACGAACGAACAACAUCAUUUGGAUUAAAUAAAUCUGUCAACGAAACGUUAUAUUUAAGAUUCCGUCGAAAAAUUACCAUUUUUCUCUCUCUAUCUCAACCUCUCCCUCAGUGUCAGUUCUUGAUGGCAAGCCGAUGAACAUUCAAUGGAGCGGAAAUGUCCCAAAUGCGUGAGAUAACGACGAUAAAUCGGAAUUCAAAUUCUGAUGCGUCUGAAAAGUUGACCAAUGGAUCGACCGACAACACCACCGCCACAUCAGCAGCAGCAGCAGCAGCAGAAGCAGACCAAUACUCACUGACAAGUACAAUCGUUAAAAGUGAUCGCAACAAUAAUAAUGUGAUGAAAAAGUCAAUGCCACCGCCGUUACCGCCAAAGAGACACCAGCUACGGACCAGCAACAACAGCAACAGCAUAACGGCCAAAACAAACACCGAUCCAGUGGUGGAUAAUAAUCGCAGUCAAUCAAACGGCGACAGCAGCGGCACAUCACACGAUGCUGUAAUAAAUCAUAACCACGGGCCAAAUGCAUUGAUUGCCCAAAGCAAUGAAUUGCACAACAAAUUAUCCAAUGUAUCAAUGUACGAAGAUAACGGCAACGGCCACACCAAUGGACGGAAAGGUCAACCAAAUCGCAAUCGUUUAGAUAGUGUCACCGAUAGCAAAAAUGAUCUGAAAACAGCUUCUGGUUUCAACGCUGGCACCGUUUCAAGUGAUAACAACAAAAAAUUGAAUGAUGAUAUCGUAGGCCAGUCAAGCGUGGCUGCAUCGACGAAAAGCGGCACAAGCAGCGGGAUAUCACAUCACUGUGACAACGCAGGAAAAGGCGAUAAAAGAGCUAACGACGGUGCGGGAAUUGAUAUGGUUGACAGCAGCACUGGCACUAGUUAUUGUAUACAACGACCGGAAGAGGAAACAGUUAUGUUGUUAAAAAAUGACGAGCGACGGCUGCCAAAUUCAAGCAAACGCAACGAUAAGCAAACAAACAGCGAUGCAACCGUAACAUUUGACAAGCAUCAGAAUAAUUGUGAUAAUUUACGAGAAAAGAUAGCAACAAACGAUAACAAAAUCGGUGGUGUCAAUAGCAGGGACGGUGACAACGGCGACGACACCAAGGCACCGAAAAAAACUGGCGAUGAUUUAUUCGCUGACGAUUUUGACGAGGAUCCAUAUGCCGAGCUGCAAUCAUAUUUGGACAAAGUCAAACGUGAAAUAAACGAGGUUCUUGAACAGCGGAAAUUGAAUGGGACAGCUGCACCGGUCAGCCUUCAUGACCAGAAUGACAUCAUUAGAAAGAAAGAAACGAUCGAAAUGAAUCAUAAUCGUAGAAAUGGCGUUGAUGGAGCAUCAGCGACAUCAUCAGCAGCAGCGGCAACGAAACAUGACAGUUUGCUAGACGCACAUUGCAGAUUGAAUGCGAAAAUCAUACGGAAUGCCAGCAGUUUGAAUGCGGCACCGAUCAGUGCAAAUCAUGGUUCGACCAUUCGAAAGACAAACGAAUGGGCCGAAUCGAUACUCAAGGAUCUGGACAAUUUGAUAAUGUCGAAUCAACGAUAUACGGCCGGCUUAAGUAAUCCGAUCAUCAACGCUGCAUCGAAUCAAACGAUGGCCAAUGCAGCCAACGCCGAUGUCACUGCCACAGGGCCACCGAAAUCGCCACAGAAGCGAAGUACUAUCAUAAAUGUGGUAUUGCGAAAAACAACACCGUCAACAUCGCCAACCUCGCCGACCGCACCAACAGCGUUCGCAUCAACACCGACCAAUCUAAACAAGAAUCAAACCACGAUCAUUACAACGACUAAAGACAAUAAUAAAAUGCCCAAACCGGAAAAACAUACAUACAUUCCUCUGCAGUCGUUUAGUGUGAAUCAGCGUCCAAGAGAUCUGCCGCUAUCAUCGUCGAACAAAACAAAUGGACGUAAAUAUGCCGCUGUUGCUGCUAUCGACAUAUUGGAAAAGUAUUCAAAGCAAUUUGUUGACUUGCCGCCGCCGUCACAGCCACCGCUGACGUCACACGGGAGCAAUAACUUUCCCGUAUUAAAAAUCGAAGAAGAAUUCGAUGACAUUCCCAUGACUAAUGGCGCGUUCAGAACAAUAUCCACACAAACGAGCCCUGUAAAUGAAUUGAAUGCCGGCGGCCGAACGAAUAAUAAAAAAGACUCUUCAAAUAGCCUGUGGACAUCGGACGAGUCGAUUUUAAGGAGCGGAGAAACGGUUGAUGAAGACACCAAAUCGUCAGCAUCAUCGUCGGCAUGCGAAGAGACCGGCGGUGUUAUUAGCUCCGGUAAAUCAGAUUCAUCUGGAUUAGACAAUGACAAUGCGGAGAGUGGUAUAGGAACAGCAACGCCGCCCAAAGACCAGGAAAAUUGGCGUCAGUUGAAAGCGGCACAGCAACAGCAACAGCAGCAGCAUGUGGCCGUUACGCGAAAGAAUUGGGUUCGACAAGAGAGCGUUAUGACACAAACAAAUUACGAUGAUUUGAUGCUGGCUGAGCCCGUGUCACCGUUGCACAAAAUCCACCAUCAAUUCGAUUGUGCGGCCGCCGAUGAUCUGGACAAUUUGGAUGUGUUGAGCUUGUGCGAAGGAACAACCGAUGAAUAUGACAAUAUUACCGAAGACGAUUAUCUCUCUGACGAUCGAAAACUGGACAAAAGUAUCGAUACAGCAUCAUCAUGCACAAAAAGUAGCAGCGCUGAACGUGACGACGAUUCGGAUGUCGUUAUUUUAAGAAAUCAGAGCAAUGCAACCAAUCGAGCAUCGUCCGCGUACAGUUUGCCUCGCGAAUCGGUGGUUCAUCAUCGUUUGCAUGCAACCUCCUCCGUAUAUCCAAUUCUUUAUUCGGACAAAUCGUUGCACGGACUCAAAUCGGAAUGUAGCAGUAGUAGCAGCGCGGGUAGUGCUACAAUUAGCAAUUCCAGCCGAACACAACUCCCGCCGCGUCAACGACCAUUCGUACUUCAUUUGCACAACGAAUCGGCAUAUCAUCAUAAUGCUCUGGAAUUGCCAUCGCCCAGCAGUGCUUCGUUGCACAGUGGCCACGGCCACAUUACCAUGCAAGAGCUCACAACGAAAUGCAAUUCAGCGCCGAUUUUACUGAAGAAAGAACGCAAACGAGACAACGACUUUGUCGGCCAUCCAAUUAAUCUUCGCUAUUCUCGUUCACAAAGCGACCGAUAUUUGGCCGAAAUCGAAGCAAUUGAAGCGUGCAAAUGGCUGAGAGCGGCUGGAUUUCCCCAGUAUGCAUGCUUAUUUGAAGAUUUACAAUUUCCGAUCGAUCUCAGCAAUGUGGCCAAAGAUCAUCCAUUCCUGGAAAAUGACCCCCUGCAGUCACUCUAUCGACGUUUGGUCGCCUUAAAUCGUUGUGCAACCAUGCGAUUGGACAGCGCUCACAAGCAUGGUUCAAAUAACAAAGAGGAGUCAGAGGAUGAUGAGUAUGCGUUGAGUGAGAAUUGGACGUUCCAACAGACGAAUCGUCGAUGGUCACGCGUUGGUGAAAUGGAUAUGCAAAAACCCAUUGAUAAAUUGAACAGUGCAUUGAAUACAUCACGGGAAUCAAGUCCAGAGAAUAAUGACACAAAUGAUGAGCAGUUGGGUUUUUCAACGCUUCCGUUGGGCGUUACAUUUUCGCAAUCGCAAACCGAUGAUCAGGAGAUUCCGGUACGUUUGCGCCGAACGGGUAGUGAACGUUUGAAGGAUGGUGCCAAAGCAUUCUUGCGCCGAGUCGAAUCGAUCAAAUCCAGGCGACGAAAGCGACAAAAUCGCGAUGGAAUUGUAAUCAGUGGACCACAAACAUUGGACUUAUCACAGAUUAAUCCAAAAAUCAAUGAUAUGAAAACGGUUAACAUCAUUACGAUGUCAACACCGCCAUCACCCGUUCCAAGCAGCCCGUACACAACCAUUUUGACUAAUAAUAAACUGGCAGCCACACUCAAUAAUAACGAUUUGAAAGUGAAUUCAAAUGAUGAUUCGUCAACGGAAAAACUCAGUGCAAAUCACUUGAGUCCACGUCAUUUCAACGCCACCUUAGCACCAACUACAUAUAUUCACACGCAUCACAGCCAGUCGAAUCGAACCAGCCCAUUGCAUUUCUUUACAAACAAUCCCGGAUUGACCAAGGAUUUGAAGGGAUCUGGCGACGAUUCGUCGUCAUAUUGCAGUGAUGCCAGCCAAGAAUCGAGCGGUGGUGGUGGUGGUGGUGGCGGUGGCAUGAGCACAAUACCAAAGAAAAGACCCUCACGCACAAGACGCUUUUUACAAAAAGGCAGCAAAGUCGAAGACAUUGGCGCUCUAUCGGAUUCAGAAUGCCAUCAAAUGUUUACGAGACAGAGAAAUCGAAUUUUCCACGAUGGCAACCAAUUGACAGUGAACAGCAACAAUAACAGCAUUGACAAUUCCAUUGAAACAAAACCGUCGAAAUUCUCACGAGGCGGUUCACUUAAUCUGGGCAAAGAGUCACAGAAAUUCAAAGAAUCAUUCAAAAGCAGAAGCUUUAGAUCGCGCAGCUCAGCACGGGUUAAACCAGACGGAGAAUUUGAUCAUAAAUUCAGAACAAGAAGCUCUGUGGUGCGAUGGCAUAGUUUCCAAAAUGGUGAACGACCAGAAUGGUGCAAAGUAAUUAUCAAAACACCCGAUUUCAAGCAAGAAUCCGGAACGAUAUUGGCUUCAAUGUCUUGCGGUCAAUUACAAGUUGUGCGUAAAUUAGCUCUAGUCACAUUAACGGGAUAUAUGGAACGAUACUGUCCAUCACAUCGUUCGGGCUGGAAUUGGGAGUUACCAAAGUUUAUUAAAAAGAUUAAAACGCCUGACUAUAAAGACAAAAGAGUAUUCGGUGUUCCAUUGGUGCUAUUUUUGCAAAGGACUGGACAAACAUUGCCGACAGCUAUACAAACUGCAUUCAAAUGGUUGAAAUUGAAUGCAUUGGAUCAAGUUGGUUUAUUCCGAAAAUCCGGUGUGAAAUCACGCAUAGCCAAAUUGAAAGAAGUGAUCGAAGACUCGCAGGGAGAUGUUAUGGAAACAUAUGACUUGCAGCAGGCAUACGAUGUGGCGGACAUGUUGAAACAAUACUUCCGUGAAUUGCCUGACACCUUACUCACAGCUAAAAUGUCCGACACAUUCAUUGCGAUCUUUCAACAUUUACCAUCCGAAGUGCAUUUCGAUGCGGUACAGUCAGCAAUUUUGCUGUUGCCCGACGAACACCGUGAGGUGUUGCAGUAUUUAUUGGAAUUUUUGCACAAUGUUGCCAGUCACUCGAUGAUAAAUCAAAUGACAAGCAACAAUUUGGCGGUAUGUUUAGCACCGUCGCUAUUCAAUGGCACAUUUUCAGCACCGCCAAGAUCGAAUUCUGUAUCGCCACGUAGACGCAAGCCAAUCGGUAUGCCGGACUCAAGAGAAUUGACUGAAACGCGUGCCUCGCACGACUGCCUUACGUAUAUGAUUGAAAACUAUCGCAAACUGUUCAGCAUCUCCAAUGAGAAAGUGCAGCGAUGCAAUUUCAACUACAUGGAAGAGUCGAAGCCGGUCCCAUUGGAAGGAUUGGGCGAGGGAUUGCCGGUGCAUGAUUGGCGCGGGUAUUUGUAUGAGUGCACAAGUGCAACAAUCAAAGAAGGACGUGAAAAAUCUCGUGGUUGGAUUUCACUGCAAACAUUCGAUCCAUUUAUUGAUGUGGCUCACAAGAAGGUUGGAGAUGGUCACCCGUUGCGGCUAUGGCGAUGCACGACCGACAUCGAAGCAACACCAAUGGAAAUACUACAUUUCAUUUUCAAAGAGCGACGCCAAUGGGAUACAUAUCUCAUGAAAUGCCGAAUCGUUGAACAGCUCGACGAUCAUAGUGAAAUCUUUCAAUACGCCACUGGAGGACAUGUUAUCACCGACUACUGUGUUUUAAGAUCUUGGAGAGCCGAUUUGCCACGCGGUGCCUGUGUUAUUGUCGAAACAUCGGUAGCUCAUCCGGAUGCACAUUUACUUUUGGGCGGAGUGAGAGGUGUUGUGCUCGCAUCACGAUAUCUCAUCGAACCAAUCGGUAAUGGAAAAUCGAAAAUCAUGCAUUUGGCGCGUGUCGACACAAAAGGCCGUAGCCCAGAAUGGUACAAUAAGUGUUAUGGAUACAUAUGUUCGCAGUAUUUAUCGAAGAUUCGAAGUGCUUUCAAACAUCAUAGCAUCAGUUCGGAUGGCAAAUCAGCAUAAAUCCGUGCAGCCCAUAUUCAGAUAGAUAAAAAAACAAUUUGUUGAAAAUUCCAAUAAUUGUAAUGCUGUAAAUAUUUUGUUUAGAUGAUUUUUUCUCGAGCCAAACAGUGGCUAAACAAGAAGCGUAGAUGUAAAUUAGAUGAUAAAAACAAAGAAAAACACACACAGAAUAAGAAGCGAUAGUGGGUAGAAAUGAAUGCGUUUAUUCUGGAAGGCACUAAACAGCAUUGAACGCAUGGGCAGCAUUGCAUCUAGGGAGGAAUGCUGAAUUUAUUGUAAAUUGACAUUGACACUGUCGGUCAUAGCCCGUUCACGGUUUCUCUAAACAAAAACAAAACAAACAAAUAACGUUAAAUGUUAAGCAUAAAACAAAUAUCCCAUACGUAUAUAUUUUUUGAUAAAUGUUAUUGAGAAUUUACUCAUCAAACACGGUAGCGGAAAGGGAAGAAAAACAAUGUUUGAAAUUGUUGUACAGCUCAAUACUAUUGCUAGAAGAGAAAAAUGAAAUUUAGUAUUAUUUAUAUUAAGAGAGACAUGAAAAUUUACGAGAUACGCAUGUGAGGUCCAAAACAAUUGAAGCAGCUGAAUUGAAUUUAGUGUUAAUUCAUUCACUUCUUAUCUCUGUUGAUUGUUUGCGUUAAGGAAUUUAUAAAUACUCAAUUUAUAUCACAUCUACUACUAUUCCUAUUGGAAACUCGAUGACGAGAAUGAAAAAUAAAAUGAAACACACAUUGAAAUGAGCAAACAAUCCAAUGUAUUGUAAUAAAUUCCAAAUAGUUUCCGUCGAGAGAGAAUAAAGCAAAAUCAAUUUUUAUUAAGGCGUAUGUACUAAUAAAAGCAAGGUGUAAAUUUAUCCAUGAGACUUAAUCACUAUUACACACAUAGAUAUACAUAUAUAUUUAGAUAAGCAACAAUGGCAACUAGAUAGUAAGCAUUUCAAGGGGUCACAUCUCCUUUCACUAGUCAUUAUUCAUUAUUCAUUACAUCAUUGGUCCUCAUCCGUUCAAAAGUGUUCGUUCUUUGCUAAACUACGUGAUCACCUCCAUCUCCGCCGCACAACCGUCCACUAUCCGACAACACAUCAAAUGUUCCCUGUCAUCAAAUUUCAUACAAAUUAUUUCAAUCUAAAUGUCAAUCUCUCUUCAUUACAUUGGACUUUUUGAUUGAGCGUUUCAGAACGACAGCACCUUUUCUUUGAUGACAAAUUAUUGCAUUCGAGGUUAUUGUUACUUUGAAGUUGUUUUUGAUCUUGGUUCGCGUUUCAACGUCUAUAAGAUUAAAGGAGAGAAGCGAGAAGAAAAGAAACGGCGAACUCAACAUAUAAUUGAACACAUUAGAAUUUUUAAUCGAUAAGAUUAUGUAAAUAAAAGCCAAAAACCAUUAUGUACCUUACAAUAAAUGAACACAUAAAAAGAAGAAAAAGAAAAA
Sitodiplosis mosellana (orange wheat blossom midge) is the source of this 10032-nucleotide messenger RNA. It is a transcript of the gene cv-c, whose product is annotated as rho GTPase-activating protein 7. The transcript has 19 exons. NCBI's taxonomy places the organism in Eukaryota, Metazoa, Arthropoda, Insecta, Diptera, Cecidomyiidae. Gene Ontology annotation, biological process: signal transduction; regulation of Rho protein signal transduction; actin cytoskeleton organization. The coding region runs from base 2581 to 8604 and encodes 2007 amino acids. Gene Ontology annotation, molecular function: GTPase activator activity; lipid binding. The record is from RefSeq and is a predicted model, not a curated record.